This is a messenger RNA of Empidonax traillii (willow flycatcher), 1588 nucleotides long. It is a transcript of the gene TAL2, whose product is annotated as TAL bHLH transcription factor 2. The transcript has 2 exons. Bases 401 to 748 code for a protein of 115 amino acids. Gene Ontology annotation, biological process: regulation of transcription by RNA polymerase II. The record is from RefSeq and is a predicted model, not a curated record. Lineage: Eukaryota; Metazoa; Chordata; Aves; Passeriformes; Tyrannidae. Gene Ontology annotation, molecular function: DNA-binding transcription factor activity, RNA polymerase II-specific; RNA polymerase II cis-regulatory region sequence-specific DNA binding; protein dimerization activity.
UGGAGAUCUCUGAACACAGCUGAGACAUGAUUGAUAGUGCUGCAAAUGUGUUUCCUUGGCAGUGGGUAAUCAGUGCUGGACUGCAACUUGGAGGAGCUGGGCAGGAACUCCCCUGCCUUGGCUCCCUCAUAGGGCAUCCCAAUUAACACAUUUGUGUUUUUCUCUAUUCACUGGGACUAUUGCUCUGUAUUUUGGUGAACCCUAAGUGUUUUGCAUGGUGUGAGGCUCCUUCAAAUGGAAACAAGAUCACAGCUGGGCUGUCAUUCUGAAAUUACCUCUUCCUGGGGGUGAAGGGUGCUAUUCCCUCUGCUCCCCACUCCCCGUGGGACUGCUAUAAGGAAGAGUUUGCCAAUGAAUAUAAAAAGCUGGUGUUUUCACAUGCAUAAGAGGCACCUUAAGCAUGACAAGGAAGAUCUUCACCAACACCAAGGAGAGGUGGAGGCAGCAAAAUGUGAACAGCGCCUUUGCCAAGCUGAGGAAACUCAUUCCCACCCACCCACCAGACAAAAAACUGAGCAAGAAUGAGACCCUCCGUUUAGCCAUGAGAUACAUCAACUUCCUUGUCAAGGUCCUGGGGGAGCCAGGCCUGCAGCAGACGGCAGUGGCAGCUCGGAGCAGCAUCCUGGGGUUCUUCCAGCAAGCUCCACACUUGCAAAGCGUGGAGGAGCUGCCACUGAUUGAAAACUGUGGUGUCUCGUGUCCUGGCACCAAUAUAGUAGAGUGUUGGUCAGAAACAUCAUCUCCCUAGCAAGCAAUGAGAUGUGCAGUCUUGGUUUUAGUCUUGAUAGUCCCUCUCCUUUUGCUCCUCUAUGUAUUGUGAAUAUUUAUUCAUAUUUAUUACUAUUUUAUUUGGUAUGAAUUUUUAUUUAAUAAGAAAGGAAAUCCUUGGUCAUCCACGAACUUGGAGGUCCAGAGGGAGAACUUGCAGUCUCUGGGAACUUGGAAGGACUUAGUGCUGUCAUAGCAGAGUCCAAGCCAGAGGAGCCUUCUACCCAGAUCUCCUCCAUAAAUCAGGCCAUAGAAACUUAUUCAGUGUUUCUGACAGGGAAAGAGAUUAUUCUCCCAUGCUAAUUCAAGGAAACACUACUGAGAUGAAGAAUGAUGACUGCACCACAAAAUUUGUCUAAGACAGACAUCUGGCCUUGGUAGUGAAAGAUUUUGAGGUAUGUGAUAUUUGACACAGUCCUCCACCAGUUGUUCCAGGGGAUAACUGCACUCACUCUUGAGCUUGUGAAUCUUAUUUCCAGCUUGAUUCUUUUUUUUUUGAGAAUGCAAGUCCUAGUCCUUGAACCUGGCUACAUCACACUGGAGGGAUCUCUAGUGUCAGAGCAAAAUGUGGUAAAUAAAAUUAAAUGUUAGGCUAAAGCAAAGUGCCAGUUUAAACUUAAAGAAGACAUAGUUGUAGAUGAGUUUGAGUGGGUUCAAUAGGCAGAGUAAACCUCCUUUGUAGCAGUGCCAGUGUGCAUGUGAAAGAUGAUGGUCAGCUAUGCUCCAGAUGCCUUAAAAGCCCAUCAAAAAGAGGUUGGUGGCUAAAUGUCUUUGCAUAUCCAGCUGACUGCCUUUAAACUCCUUGGUUUCCCCUGCUGUA